Malania oleifera is the source of this 354-nucleotide messenger RNA. RefSeq lists its product as uncharacterized. Lineage: Eukaryota; Viridiplantae; Streptophyta; Magnoliopsida; Santalales; Ximeniaceae. The transcript has 2 exons. The record is from RefSeq and is a predicted model, not a curated record. Bases 1 to 354 code for a protein of 117 amino acids.
AUGGCUAUGAGUCUGCUUGAGGAGCAGAGAACUGAUUCAUCAGGGAUGUCGUGGGGCCGUUUUAAGGAGGUAUUCUUUGAGAGAUACUUCCCGGCCUCCAUCCGUGAUGCAAAGGCUGCAUUCCUAGACCAUAUUGUGUCGGGAGGUGGUAUCUCAGUUGAUCCUGGUAAGAUUGAAGCAGUGAUUGACUCGGUGAAACUGAAGAGUGUGCAGGAAGUUCAGAGUUUCCUAGGACUAGCUGGGUACUACCAACGGUUCGUAGAGGGAUUCUCUAGAUUGUCUGGCUUAUUGACACGGUUAACAAGGAAAGAUGUGAGAUUUGAUUGGACUGCUGAGGGCAAGCAGAGUUUCUAG